Gaeumannomyces tritici R3-111a-1 is the source of this 531-nucleotide messenger RNA. RefSeq lists its product as hypothetical. The record is from RefSeq and is a predicted model, not a curated record. Lineage: Eukaryota; Fungi; Ascomycota; Sordariomycetes; Magnaporthales; Magnaporthaceae. Bases 104 to 433 code for a protein of 109 amino acids. The transcript has 2 exons.
UGUUUGAUCAUGAAGUUGCAGCUUUGGGGGCACCAAAUAGGAAUGCAGUCGCGUCGGUUGAUGUGAUUGGCUGGGUCGCGGGUGGAAAAAGACUGGAGCGAGGAUGGGCGAGUAUGGGCGAGAAUGGGCCUUGGUAUGGAGUGGUGGGAGCGCGACGAGACACUUGACGGCAGGCCAAGCAAGGGUCGGGUGUGUGGGACUGGGGAAUCAAUCACCCAGGCGUGCUAGGCGCCAGCAUGGCAGAGACAGACAGCAAACGGAAGCAAGCACUGGCAAGCAGAAGCGGGGCGGGGCCUCUCCAUUGUGGGUGGGCGAGCGUCUUGGGGCUGUCGCCCCAAAGGAGGGCGCCGGCAAAUGGGGCCAGUGGGAGGAGGCAGGUGGCAUCGCUGCCGUAGGCGUGUGCCGUCGGCAUGGAGGAGGAGGGUGCGAGUAAAGCAGCGAAACAAGGGACAGGUGCUGGGGGAAGGCUCUGUCGCGGGCGGCGGGCUCGUUGAUUGACUGAAGCGCGUGCAGGGUGGGUUUCCGGAGCCA